GCUACACGGGCUGCCAGUUGCGAGGAGCGAAUGUGAAGACCCGUGCUCUUAUGAUAAAGGAUUUAGUCCUGAUAUGUCUAAACACGAAUAAUACAUAUAAGGUUUGUUCCUGAUCUGUCUUUAAUACACAUAUAUGAGACCCCGACACGCGCAUGCGCAGCGGCUGCCUGUGUGGCGCGCACUGAGGACAUGGCCAGCGCGAGGGUUCCCUUAGACGAGCAACAUGUGACCGAGCCCGGUGGACGGCCGCUUCCCGCUCUGCACCCCCAGCGCAAGGAGGAGAGGUGUUUCCUGCUCUAUGCUCCACCUCCAGAGGAGGACUCACCUGCGCAGGUGGAGGAGUUUCUGGAGAACAGCCAGUUUAUCUAUGAGGACAUGGAGUGGCUGCUAGCUUUGCCACAUGACAAGUUCUGGUGCCAGGUGGUGUUUGACGAGUCUUUGCAGAGGUGUUUGGACUCCUACCUGCGGCUUUCCCCACGCGGCACUGACCCCCCCCCACUCUACUCCUCUCCAGCUGUGAUGGCCAUGCAACACAGCCUUCAUCGCUCUGUCUUCAUGGUCUUCCUCAGAAUGGCCACACACAAGGAGUCAAAGGAGAACUUCCUCACUCCUGCUGUGUUUGCAGAAAUUAUUUAUGACAAUUUCCUGUUCGACAUUCCAAAAAUCCUGGACCUCUGUGUCCUGUUUGGCAGAGGGAAUGCCCAGCUGUUACACAAAAUGAUCGAGAACAUCUUCCAUCAGCAGCCCAGUUACUAUAGUGACCUGAAUGAGACAGUACCGUCUAUUAUUCAGGUAUUUGAUACAGUUCUGGAGAAGUGUGGCCUACAGUCUGAAGACACUGGUGCCACUGAGCCUCUCAAACUGAACACACACUUGCGCAUCACUACCAUGACUAUGUCAGAAGAGGACCUCAGUGACCUGGUCUUAUACCUGUGUGACACCUGCAGUACGCUUCACGCCUUCCUGGACAUCUUCCCUGAAGCUUCCUCCAUGUUUCACCAGCAUGGCUUCCUCAGCAGAGUGUCCUCCUUCUAUGAAAUGGCAGUUCCUGACCUGGAGAAAGCAGUGAAGAAGAGACACUUCACUAAGUGUCGGCAGGAGGACUUGUGGAGGAGAUUGUGUCACUCACGCAGGAGAAUAGUGGAGAUCACACACCUGCUGCUCCAACACACCUGCCUUCAGCCCAUCCUGGAGGGGUCAGAAGACACAGCUGUGUUUGUAGAUGAUCUUCUACAGAUCUUCACUGCUUUUCUGCAAGAAAAAAGGUUUCUGGUUGACUAUGAUGAACAGUACCCCGUUGCCGAUGACAUCAGUCUCCUUCAGCAAGCCUUCCCUCAUCUAGAUGAGACGAGGACAUCAUACCUGCUGCAAGGGCUCGAAUCUGCCUGGACGAGUCUGGGGAAAAAAAGAUCCCAGCCUUCUGUUUCCUCCUCAGCCAAUCACGGUGGAGAGACCAUGAGCAAAGCAUGCUGGGAUACUGCACAAGACCAGACAGAGGCAGCAGGAGGAGAAGUUGAAUUAGGGGCGGAGCUUCAAGGGGCCAAGGCUAUGACAGACAUCCCUCACAAAGGAGGCAAUGGGGCAGUGUGCACUGUGAGCGCUGGAGAACUGGAGUCUCUGCUGUCUCAUAUCCGAGACCUGCUGCCAGACCUGGGUGAGGGCUUUCUGAUGGCCUGCCUGGAGGAGUAUGGCUACGACAGCGAGCUCGUCAUCAACAACAUCCUUGAGGAGAAGCUGACUCCUGGACUCGCCCGGCUGGACAGAGCGAAGCCCAGGCCAAAGAGGGAAGCGCUGCCCUCUGUGCUCAGCUCUAGAUCCAAUGUGUUUGAUGAUGAUGAGUUUGACGUCUUCAACCGCGACCAGCUGGACAUGACCCGUGUGUGGAAGGGCAGGAAACAGGAGGAGAACGUGCGAGACAUGCUUAACGAUAAACAGCACAUCACUGAGCAGCGCGCACGAUAUCAGGCGUACCAGACCGUUGUAGAUGAAGCUACCAUAGCGACUGAGCGGUCAGGUGACCAAGUUAGUGCUUAUGACCUCGACGAUUACGACGACGAGUACGAUGACACGUAUGACCUCAACCAGGUGGGAGCCAAUGACCUCGACGAGGAUGAUGACCUGCUGACCCGCAGGCCAUUCACCACCCCGCAGGUACUCAGCACAGGAAGGCAGAGUCCGGAGGAGGAGGAGGAGGAUGAUAAAGAAGAAGAGAAGGAGGGGGUGCUAAAGCGAGACCACUUCCUCCAGGACCCUGCGGUGCUCCGAGCACGUGCAGACGCACGACGUCUGGCCCUGCAGAGCAGGAGAGGCUACAGGCCUCCACCCGCUAGUCACGUGAAGGGCGGACCAAAGGGGCGGGGCCAGACACAGGAAACUGUGCUGGACCGGCGCAAGAAGGAAACGAACAAGAGUCGCGGAGCCAAUCACAACCGCCGAGUCAUGGCUGACAGGAAGAGGAACAAAGGGAUGGUCCCGUCCUGAGAUGCUUCUGCCACCAAGGCAACAACUCAGCCAUCGCUACCGGCAACAUGUCACAGCCUAUGGUGGUGAUGAAGUGUCGGGUUGGUGGUAACAUCUGCAGAGCAGAGAGAGGCCGUCCUGCAGGACUGGACCUGCCGUUUUGUUUCCUGAGGCGGUUCUGAUGCGUUUCCUGUAUGCCCACCACAGUGGACGGACAAGGGCAUGGUGACGGGGUUCCUUUUUUUAGAUAAAGGAAAAGUUUAAACGAAGUUCUUGGUUUCUAAUGGAACAGUGAAGUGACGAGGCUUUUGUCCUGUAACAAAUAAAUUUAUUCAACAGAA
Molecule: messenger RNA, 2801 nt
Organism: Electrophorus electricus (electric eel)
Lineage: Eukaryota; Metazoa; Chordata; Actinopteri; Gymnotiformes; Gymnotidae
Gene: ascc2
Product: activating signal cointegrator 1 complex subunit 2
Biological process (GO): regulation of DNA-templated transcription
Molecular function (GO): ubiquitin binding
Source: RefSeq, a predicted model, not a curated record